AUGCACAGCAGAAGGAAGAUGUUACUUUUACAUGGUCUGCCAGAGGAGCCUAAUGAGGAUAUAGUAUCUACUCUUGCCAAAACAAUCUCUGAACGUCUGAAGAUCACAGAGUUCUACAACAAGGACAUUAAUCGUUGCCAUCGUAUUGGAAAAACUACUUCUACCGAUCGUUCUCGACCAGUUUUAGAAAAGUUUAAUGAUGAGGAGGAACGUAAUAGAAUUUGGUUUUCUAAAGCCAUCUUAAAAGGUUCCGGUUUGGCUAUUUCUGAGUUCUUGACACCAUUAUGGCUGCUCGACAAAAAUAUGGGUUCAACAAGUGCUUCACUAGAUUAG
Messenger RNA from Diatraea saccharalis (sugarcane borer), 333 nucleotides. NCBI's taxonomy places the organism in Eukaryota, Metazoa, Arthropoda, Insecta, Lepidoptera, Crambidae. The record is from the annotation of a GenBank genome assembly.